UUUUGUUGUUAUCUCUGCUAAUGGCCAAAACUAAGCCCUCAGUUAGAAUUCGCAUCUCUGCGCGCUUGGGCGCUUGACUGAUCAUGACGCGCAUACAAUUAUUCCAAGCGUUCGCCGUCUUAUUUACGUGCUACCAAAUUCACACGUGUGGAGCACAGUUUAGCUUUGCAACCUCAUCGGCAUCAGCUGGCGGUGCAGUGGCAACUGCUGGUGGUGUCACGGCCAUUGCCCAGCUGCCCGGCUUUGGUUUCAACUUUGGCUUCAACAGUUUCCCAUUGCAACAGAAUGGAUUUUUUGGCAACAGCAAUUACAAUUAUGAACAGAGUUGGCAGGGUGGCAGCACUUGGGGACAACCAGGUCCAAGACCGGGCAUGAGACGUCCUCCUCCUCCUCCUCCUCCGCCACCUCCUCGUCAACCUCCAAUGCCUUGGGGUCCAUGGAAUAGAGGUAACGGUUGGAAUAACGAAGGCGGUAGGCAGCCUAAUCCUAGCUGGGACAGUAGACAACCCACGCCCGGUAGGGGUAACAACAACAACGGCAGACAGCCACCAUAUCCACCAAAUUCAGGCCGACCAACACCACAUUUUCCCGACAUUCAGCAACCACCAGUCACUCAACCCAAACCCAAUCCCAAACCAAAUCCGCCAAUUAUUACACAACCCACCAGAGCACCUACUCCCAUUGAUGUAGCGCCAACGGAGAAUACGCCCAUCUCAGGCACCAACCGUCCACCCCUCAUCAUUGCACCUACUCCACCGCCGAGAACUGACGACACAUCGAUUACGGGCAAGAAUCCUCCGCCUUUGUUUCCGCCACAACCGAGUCCGACAGUACGCUCGCCAGAGCUCUCCGAGCUGCGCCUAAUAAUGUAUCCCAGCAAGCAGGAAGCCGCCUCAGCAGAUCCAGCACCAUUAAUUGAUAUACGGAGACGUUGAGCCGCAAAAAAUCGUUCUUAGCUUACUCUUAGACAUGCUGUUCAAGUAUUCUUUAGUAGUAGUCUUUAGCAGUUUGAGAACAAAUCUUAUUCCGAAGAGUAUAAUAAAUAGAAGUGAGGCGAUAACAAUGACUAGCCCAACAAAAGA
Drosophila busckii is the source of this 1082-nucleotide messenger RNA. RefSeq names its product proline-rich protein 2. The transcript has a single exon. Bases 84 to 935 code for a protein of 283 amino acids. NCBI's taxonomy places the organism in Eukaryota, Metazoa, Arthropoda, Insecta, Diptera, Drosophilidae. The record is from RefSeq and is a predicted model, not a curated record.